Molecule: messenger RNA, 951 nt
Organism: Asparagus officinalis (garden asparagus)
Lineage: Eukaryota; Viridiplantae; Streptophyta; Magnoliopsida; Asparagales; Asparagaceae
Exons: 3
Coding region: 421-951 (176 amino acids)
Molecular function (GO): oxidoreductase activity, acting on CH-OH group of donors
Source: RefSeq, a predicted model, not a curated record
UUUUUAACCGUUGGAUAUAAGAUCUGAUCAAGAUAUUGAUCAAAUAAAGAUAGCAUUAAUUAUUGAAUGAGGGUAUAUUGGGAACUAUAUAAAAAAAGGAAACAGAGAACCAAUUAAUACUUCUUCUCCUCCUCGUCAUUUUUCUGCCAUAGAGGCAAGACCAAAAAAGCAUUGGCAUCCCCAUAGCAGUCCACCACCCAAACGUGGGCUAGUUCAUGUAUGACAACGCCACAACGACAUCUCCAUCAUCCCCUCUGUCCCUCUCGAGCACUCGCUCAUCCAGGUAGUCGUCAUCACCCACAACGGCACCUUUGUUGAGGCCGCCUCCAAUGUCGUCUCCUUCCGCCCCCUCGCAACGGGAGGAGGGAGUUUAGGUUUGUGGGUGCUGCGUUGCCAGCAAACAGGGAUGACGAUGCAGUGAUGGGAGAGUUCGGCAGGAGGACGGUGUCGACGAUAUGGCAUUAUCACUGUGGGUGCGUGGUAGGGAGGGUGGUGGACCGGGAGUACAGGGUGACUGGUGUCAGCGAGCUCAGGCUCAACGACGGGUCGACAUUCUCAGUGUCACCGGGGACCAAUCCUCAGGCUACUCUCAUGAUGAUGGGCAGGUACAUGGGAAGGAAAAUCAGUGAAGAUAGGCGCGAGAUGAGCAAUGUUGCUGACAGGAAGGGAAGGAAUCGACAGCCGCACCCUCAAAAGGGCAUUGAAAUUCCCAGAGCUGCUUCAAGAGGGGGACGAUCGGAGGCAACACUAGCAGUAGUUUCUCUCUUCUAUCAAUUAGCAUUACACUACACUUCGCAGAGAUUAACACAUCCCCCCCUCCUCCUCCUCUUUUUUUCUAAUAACUCUCUUUUUUCUUUUAACCCUGCAAAGCACUUCUGGGUCCAGUCAGUUGAAAAAACAGGUGUUCUGUCGAGCUUCCUGGAGAUAGAUUUGUUUAAAAGAACCAUGUGA